Molecule: messenger RNA, 8169 nt
Organism: Diachasma alloeum
Lineage: Eukaryota; Metazoa; Arthropoda; Insecta; Hymenoptera; Braconidae
Gene: Khc-73
Product: kinesin-like protein KIF13B
Exons: 11
Coding region: 320-6082 (1920 amino acids)
Biological process (GO): microtubule-based movement; cytoskeleton-dependent intracellular transport
Cellular component (GO): kinesin complex; microtubule
Molecular function (GO): ATP binding; microtubule binding; microtubule motor activity
Source: RefSeq, a predicted model, not a curated record
GCAGCUCAGCUCACUCUCGUUACGUGUAGCAAGCGCGCAAACCAGUUCACACGCUCGUAUCAUCAAAAAAGCAAAAUGGCGAAGUGUGUCACGAGCUCGAUGAGACGUAGGUGUCAUUGAUAUUGUAUGAAUGAUCAGUGGAUUAUGGGUUGACAAUGAUGUAGUGUACGAAAAAAUGUUACUGUGAUUGCACUGAUUGCCAGAGGUGUGCGUACAGCCAGAGGUUCAAAGGUGGUUUUGAUAAUAAAUAAUUGUUCUGUGAUUUUGAGAUUGAGUAUUUCAGUCAAUAUACAAAAGGUGCCGGGUUUCAACGAUAAUCAUGGCCACGGAUAAAAUCAGAGUUGCUGUGAGAGUCAGGCCGUUCAAUCGACGAGAAUUGGAGCUCGGUACACAAUGUGUCGUCGAAAUGACGGGCCAACAAACGAUCCUCCAGCACCCAACGAGCCUCGACAAGAUGGACCGAAACAAGCCCAAAACCUUCGCCUUUGAUCACUGCUUCUACUCCCUAGACCCGACCCUAGAAAAUUUUGCAAGUCAAGAAGUAGUAUUCGACGCCCUAGGCCGAGACAUUCUUGACAAUGCCUUCCAGGGUUACAAUGCCUGUAUCUUCGCAUACGGCCAAACGGGCUCAGGCAAAUCGUACACAAUGAUGGGCAGUGGUGACAACAAAGGUAUAAUCCCCCGUCUGUGUGACAAUCUCUUCGACAUGAUAGCUAAACAGCAGAGUUACGAGCUAACGUACAAAGUCGAAGUCUCCUACAUGGAGAUAUAUAACGAAAAAGUCCACGAUUUGUUGGAUCCAAAGCCUAACAAACAGUCAUUAAAAGUUAGAGAGCACAAUGUACUUGGUCCAUACGUCGAUGGACUCAGUCAACUAGCUGUUACAUCCUACCAAGACAUAGACAAUCUCAUGACUGAGGGCAAUAAAUCACGAACAGUUGCUGCGACCAACAUGAACUCAGAGAGUUCAAGAUCGCACGCUGUCUUCUCAGUUGUCGUAACCCAGACAUUGACUGACGCCCAGAGUGGUGUCAGCGGUGAAAAGGUAUCGAGAAUGAGUCUUGUUGAUCUGGCUGGUAGCGAAAGGGCUGUGAAAACGGGAGCGGUUGGUGACCGGCUCAAGGAGGGUAGUAAUAUUAACAAAUCAUUAACAACACUUGGUCUAGUCAUCUCUAAGCUUGCUGAUCAAAAUUCGGGGGGAAAGAAUCGUGAUAAAUUCGUGCCGUACAGGGAUUCCGUUCUCACUUGGCUGUUGAAGGAUAAUCUUGGGGGCAAUAGCAAAACUGUGAUGGUGGCUACUAUAUCGCCGGCUGCUGAUAACUACGAGGAAACACUGUCUACUUUGAGAUAUGCUGACAGAGCUAAGAGGAUUGUUAAUCAUGCUGUUGUCAAUGAGGAUCCCAAUGCGAGGAUCAUAAGGGAGUUGAGGCAGGAAGUUGAGGCCCUCAAGGAGAUGCUGCUUCAUGCCACUGGGCAGGGCUCUGUUGUUGGACAGAGGCGGACUGAUAUCACCGAGAAGCUCUCCGAGUCGGAGAAGCUCAUGAAGGAGAUGUCGCAGACUUGGGAGGAGAAACUCGUCAAGACGGAGAGAUUGCAGCACGAGAGACAGCAGGCACUUGAGAAAAUGGGAAUCAGUGUUCAGGCGUCUGGCAUUCAGGUCGAGAAGAACAAAUAUUAUCUGGUGAACCUUAAUGAUGAUCCCAGUCUUAAUGAACUGCUUGUCUACUAUCUGAAGGAUGUCACACUUGUUGGGGGCAGGUCUGCCACUACUGAACAGGAUAUUCAGCUUCAUGGGCUGGGGAUUCUUCCUGAACAUUGUGUCAUUACUAUUGAGGAGUCUGGGCUUUAUAUGAGCCCUCUCAAUGGGGCCAGGUGCUUUGUUAAUGGCAGCCAGGUUGUUGAGAAGACUUUACUGCAGCAUGGCGAUAGAAUCGUGUGGGGAAAUCAUCAUUUCUUUAGGGUUAAUUGUCCGAGACCAGCAACGUCAAUUAGCAGUGAACCACAGACACCGGCGCAGAACAUUGAUUAUAAUUUUGCCAGGGAGGAGCUCAUGCUUAAUGAACUCACCAAUGAUCCUAUUCAGAGGGCUAUUCAGAAGUUGGAGAGGCAGCAUGAGGAGGACAAGCAGGUUGCACUGGAGAAGCAGAGGCUCGAGUACGAGAGACAAUUUCAACAAUUACGAAAUAUCUUAUCACCAUCAACUCCUUACUCACCCUACGUACCUUAUGAUCCAUUGAGAGGAAGCCAGGGGGGUAAAUUGCCCGCUUGCACUCCAACAACACAAAUGCGCGUGGAAAAAUGGGCACAGGAGCGUGACGAAAUGUUCAAACGCAGUCUUGGUCAGCUUAAAACUGAUAUACUCAAAGCAAAUUCACUCGUGCAAGAGGCUAAUUUUCUUGCUGAGGAGAUGGAUAAGCAGACGAAAUUCAGUGUUACACUUCAAAUACCACCGAACAAUCUUAGUCCUAAUAGAAAGAGUGUAUUUUUCCAGCGUGGUGCAUUCGUGAGUGAGCCAGCAAUUCUCGUUAAACGCCUGAACAUGGGCAGCCAAGUCUGGACAAUGGAGAAACUGGAGAAUAAGCUCGUGGACAUGCGUGAGAUGUACGAGGAGUGGAAAGACCCGAACAACUCGCAGCGCCUGCCGGGAAUGAAGGACGAAAUGUCGUUGAAAAUUCAGGACCCCUUCUACGAGUCCCAGGAGAAUCACAACUUGAUAGGAGUUGCAAAUAUAUUUCUGGAGGUGCUGUUUCACGACGUUCAGCUGGACUACCACACCCCGAUAAUAAGUCAACAGGGUGAAGUAGCUGGUCGACUGCAGGUGGAGGUGAGUCGUACGAGGGGCCAAUUUCCCCCGGACAGAAUAUGCGAGGCUGCCUCUGAGAGCUCAAGCAGCUCAGACUCAACGUCAUCAGAGCACGACGAUUACACAGGCUCGAGCCACAUAAGCUGUCGUGUGACGAUAAAACAGGCGAGUGGAUUGCCCCUGUCGCUGAGUCAUUUUGUCUUCUGUCAGUACAAUUUCUGGGGCCACCCAGAGCCCAUAGUUGUUCCAUCCCUCUCCACCACAGAUCUACCCCAGAUCAGCAGCUGUUUGUCAGGCCAGAGGGACUCGCCAGCAUUUAAAUUCAGUCACACGAAUGAAUUCACUGUACCAAUGAACGAGGAGUUCCUCGAGCAUUGUGCUGAGGGGGCCCUCAGCAUCGAGGUCUGGGGCCACAGAAGCGCUGGAUUUUCAAGAUCAAAGCCAGGAUGGGAGGUGGAGCAGCAGCAGCUUGCUAAGGCCAGAUCCCUCGCUGAUCGUUGGUCUGAAUUAACCAGGAAAAUUGAACUCUGGGUGGAGAUACAGGAGUUGAAUGAACAGGGGGAGUACUCCCCAGUGGAGGUUAUCGUCAAUCCUGACACGUUGACGGGGGGAAUUUAUCAGCUGAGGCAGGGACAGCAGAGGAGGAUACAGGUGAGGGUGAAGCCAGUGCAGAAUUCAGGUACUCUUCCCAUUAUUUGUCAGUCAAUACUGAGUAUAUCAGUGGGCUCGGUUGCUGUGAGAAAUCCCCUGCAGCAGCCCUUGGACAGCUAUCAGGACGAGGAUCUCAGGGUACUCAGGGACAAGUGGAGUGAUGCGUUGAUGAGAAGACGACAGUAUUUAGAUCAGCAUAUACAGAAAUUAGUCAAUAAACAGUCCAAGAGUGAGCAGGAUGUGGAGAGGGAGCAGAGUCUUGUUGAACAGUGGGUCAGUCUCACUGAGGAGAGAAAUGCUGUUCUCGUCCCAGCUGCUGGAUCUGGUAUUCCUGGGGCACCUGCUGACUGGCAUCCACCAGCUGGUAUGGAGCCACACAUACCUGUCCUAUUUCUUGAUCUCAAUGCUGAUGAUUUAUCUACUCAUCAGUCUGGGGAGGAGGUGUCAGUCACGGGAAUUAAUUCAAUUUUGUCGAAGGAGUAUGGGAAUAAAUUUUAUCCAUUACCCAUUAUCAAGCAUCUUGAGAAGGAUGUGUGUGCUAUUGCUGCUUGGGACUCCAGUAUUCAUGAGAAUCUUCAUCUCAAUCGACUUACACCUCCUAAUGAACGAGUUUUUCUUAUUCUUAAGACAACUGUUAGGCUCUCUCAUCCAGCACCCAUGGAUCUUGUUUUGAGGAAGAGGCUGGCACUCAAUAUUUAUAAGAAACAGAGCUUCACUGAUCGAUUGUUUAAGAGAAUUGUCAGGCCCGAUUGUCUGGCACAGACUGGGGUCACUUAUGAAAUUGUUUCGAAUAUACCAAAGGCUAGUGAGGAGUUGGAGGAUCGAGAGAGUUUAGCACAAAUUGCUGCCAGUGGGGAGGACAGCAGUGAUGCUGAUGGAGAAACUUAUAUUGAGAAAUAUACGAGAGGUGUAUCAGCUGUGGAGAGUAUUCUGACACUCGACAGAUUGAGACAGAGUGUAGCUGUAAAAGAAUUACUCCAGGCACGUGGACAGCCCCUCAUGAGGAAAACAGCAAGUGUUCCAAACUUCUCGCAGAUAAUGAGAUUUGAUACAUCCCUGGAUUCUCUCAGUGUAACACGUUCAGAAAGUGUCACAGAUCUCAAUUCAGAGCUUAAUUGUCUACCACAUCAUUCACGACGAGCAUCACUGGGUCACACUAGAAACGAAGACAGUUUCUUGAACGCUCCAUCCAAAUCAUUCGGAAUUGUGACACAAGUACGACAGCGACAAGCGAGACCAACAUCCUUGAAUCUCAACCAGAUUUCACUGACACGUGUGCAGCAAUCGACUUUCAAGUCCUCUCCAAAUAUGGGUGGAAAGUUGAGCCUCCGGAUGACGACUCUUCACGAGGAAACAUCGAAUGUGGGGAAUCAAGCGUCCUCUCCCGUCCCUGACGACGAGAAGAGUGAUGCUGAGGGUACUGAAUACGACUCUUAUACGAUGCGAGGAAGACCAGUCAGGCCCCUGACAACCUCGCGCACCCUGGACUCCCUCGCCGAGCUGCAGUCCACAAAGAUAACGACGCCCAGCAUGAGCAGCAGUGGCUACGGCUCGCAGGCAGUCUCCACCACAAACCUAACAUCCGACGAUUCAAUCUCCAUAAAAUCCAUAAGCGUGGACGAGACCCCGGACGUAGAGUAUAAAAACAUAAUUGAAGCCAAAAAAACCGAGAAGAUGGACAGUUCCCUGGUGUCGGAAACCCCAGAGGAGUACUUCGGCGACAUAAGCACUGACCUGGACGACUUGAGUGGUUCAAAGGGUUCAAUAGACGAGCGAAAGUGUUCCAUCGAGCUGCGUGGCACAUGCCUGGAGGAAAAGCCCUCGAUAGCCGACGAAAUGAAGGUGAAUUCGACUGACACAACAUCACGAAAUCAGGACUCUCCAAUUUCUGUUGAUAAUAAUCCAAAAAAACAGGACAUGGAGACGAGUCAGACCUCGAAUUCUGGUGACGACAGCCCCCUCGAGGGCAAUUCAGUCGUUCAAACGAAAUUGCUACCAGGAAAAGUCGUGAGACGUCGAAAGCUCUCCAAUAAUUCUGGUAGAAGUAGCCAAAGCUCUCAGUACCACAGAGCCUCAUUUCCAAUGGUCCGUCCACACUUCUCAGACAGCAAGUCUUCAGCAAGUUCUAUGAACUACGAAAAUGGUGAUCACAGCUCGUCAGAGCGCAUUGACGACGAGGUGAAUGACAAAAGCUCGGCUUUCGGAUCCAAAUCAGACUUGACGAGAAUCGAGGCACCUCUUCCUGAGUGGGUGGUGGUGGGGGAGUCGGUGAUGGUGCGUCCUUACAGCUACUGCGGUGUCAUUGCUUAUAUAGGAGGGACUGAGUUCGCCUCGGGUACUUGGAUUGGUGUCGAGCUUGAUGCACCCACUGGGAAGAAUGAUGGCGCUGUUAAUGGACAGAGGUACUUCACUUGUCGACCUAAAUGCGGCAUUUUUGUCAAGGUUGACAAACUCAUUCAGGAUAAACGGGGAAGGGCACUCAGGAAUUUUACGAAACAGGAGGCCGCGGGAUCCAUCAUGCGGAGGAGUGUUAGCAGAGGUGAAGGUCUCCAUUCCCUCCACAGAAGCCGAAGUCGGGGAGAAGGCCUCUCAGCCACAAGUACACGUUCAUCCCCCCGAGCAAAAUAAGAGGACAAAAAAAAAAUUUUCAAAAGCUGCAUAAUACAACGCCAUAACUGGUAAAUGCCUAAAAUCGAGCAGAACACAAAAUAAUCAUAAAAGAAUGUUAUAGUGCUGAUGGUUUUGACUCCGAUAGAUACCUAGGGACUACUAAUCCAAAAAAAUUGGUGUAUUUCUUUAAAAAAAACCAUAUAUCGAUGAGCAUGUGUGUAGCACAUUCCACAUUCCAUGAGUUGUCUCCUCAUUCCCCAGAUGCGAGGGUCUGAGCCUCCCAUCAAGGUUCAUUAUCUCCAUUGGGAUUCGUGGGGAUGACCUAGACUUCCAUAAUCCAUGAGAAAAUUGCAUUUUAGUUCAUUCUAUCAAGACUUCCCUUUGUACUUUGUCCUCAUUCAUUCGAAAAUGCGGCAUUUAUUGCAGUUAUUGAAUAUUGUUUCCACUGGUGGAUCAUUCAAUUAUCAAAAUGUAACGAUACAUUAUUUGCAAAUGCGAAAGGAGACGAAAAAUCUAGGGCUAAUAAUUUUUAAAACAUUCCACGUGAGGAAUUAUUGUGAUUUCAAUAUUCUGAAGAAGAAAAAUUGGCAUUUUUUUUUGUUUUAUUAAGACUUCCCUUCACACUUUUCUCAUGAUUAAUUCAAAAAUACGGCAUUUAUUACAGCAAUUGAAUAUUAUUUCCACUGGUGGAGUAUUCAAUUAUCCAAAUGUAUCAGUACAUUAUGUUCAGUACAGAAAUGUGAUGAAAAAUCUAAUGAAUUUCAAAACAUUCCAAAAAUUAAUUUUUGUAAUUAUCAAUUGUCUCAAUACUUUGAAUUAUCAAAUUCAUGACCAUUGAAUCACGGAAUUUUAAAUGUGUAGUUAUAAAGUAUGCAAGAGCUGUUAAAGUGUCUGUUGUAAAAAAAAUAUAUAUAUAUCAAGGGUACUUUCCAGAUUUAGAUCGAGAUAUUUAAUUUCUGGAUAAAGCUAUGACUCAUUAAUACUAAUUCAUAGAAUACAGCCACUUGCCUGCAGUUAUUGAAUAAUAGAACAACUGUACGACGCAGAUUAUUCAGAGGAUUUAAUUUAACUAGACGAAUUGUUUUGUAAUGUUAUUAUUAAUUUUAGUAGUCAAAGUUGUUGAGUUCUGUUUCUUAUCAUUCAGUUUCAAUGAAUGCCAAUAACAUUUGUCCACACAUUGUCAUGAUUUAUUCGUGAAUACGUGUAUAAACUUAAAGGGAAGCUUGCGUUGACUUUUAAUUAAGUAUUUUGUUAAUCGUAUCGAGUGGUUUAUUGUUUUCGUAGGUUUUAAGUAAUUCCACUUGCAGUAGAGAUGCAAUAUUAGGUUAAGUUAGACACUAGGGAAGUUUGCUUCAUUGUAUCAAUUGCAUAAUAAUUAUAAAUACGAAAAAUAUUUUAAUGCUGAGUGAAUUAGGGGGAACGAUAGUUCAUAAUUGUAAGUACAUGUCGUGUAAAAUGAUAAUUUUGUUGUUAUUUGCUGGAUUAUGGUGAUUAAGGGGUAAUGGGGGUCCGUGAGUGGUUUCAGUUUUUGGGGAGUCCUUGGGUCUGUGGUUAUUCAUUUUUGGAGUAAAAAAAUUCAGGCACUGCACAGUGUAGCAGUGGAGUGUCGAAGUUUUUUGGUUUUCAAUUUUUAAUAAUUGUGGAUGUGAGGACGAUCCAGAAAUUAAACACUUGCAGGGGGUAUCGUUACCCCUUAAGGGGCCUUGGGAGAGAGAAAAAAAAACUUAAUUAAGGGGGGAAAAUUCUUUCAAAAAACAACUAGAAUUUCGCUGAACAAUUGCUGUUUUUCGAUUUUAUUUUUAAAGAAUUUUUUGAGAAUUCUAUUGAAGUUCUGUUGAAAAUGUAUUAGAAAAUUUAAUUGGUUUUUCGCACUAAUUCUAUUAGAAAGUAUGAAAUUUUCGUGUGAGUUUUUUAAUAGAUAUUUUUUCAUGGAAAAGAGUAUAUGGAUGUUGAGUUUUCGAUAUAACUAAUUUUAUUGGGAUUUUUCUGUAAGAAUUCUUGAACAAGAAUUCUCUAAGUAUUUUUUCUUGGGUUUUAUUACGAGAAAAUAAAAAUCUGUUGAUUUGAUGCUGUUAAUUUUUUUCUUAAAAUUUCUUUUAAAAAAU